Molecule: messenger RNA, 790 nt
Organism: Choiromyces venosus 120613-1
Lineage: Eukaryota; Fungi; Ascomycota; Pezizomycetes; Pezizales; Tuberaceae
Source: the annotation of a GenBank genome assembly
UCUUUUUUUUUCAUCUUUUGUUUCUCUUUUUCUAUUCUGGGAUUUCUUUUCCCUUUUUCCUUUUCUUUUCCCAUCUUAUCUCUUAUCUUGUCUACUACAUAUUAUUUAAUUCUCUUUUCUUUUAUAUCCUUCCUUAUUCUGACUGUUUCCUCGCUUCUUUCUUUCCUUUCUUUCCUCAUUUUUUUAUUUCUUUUUUUCUCUGCUUCUGUAUCUCCUAUUUUCUUUGUUUAUUUCUCUUUAAUUCCUCUUUUUGUCAAUCAUACUUAUGUAUUUUUGCCUAUCCCUCUUUGAAUUUAAUCUCCUUCUUUUUUUUCUCCCCUGCUUUAUUUUUUUAUCUUUUUUCCUUUGUUGUCAUGGCAACCAUGUUGUUAUCAGAUGAUCUGAUCCAAAUUUUGACAUUUUCGACGGACAGUACAAUAUUGAUCUCUGAAAUCAGAUCUGGUCAUUUUCCAGUUGGAUUUGGCUGCCCGGAUGAUUGUGCGACAUUGCUGAUGGCUAAGAACAGGGGUGCGACCGGGGUGAGGGAUGUUUUCCACUGAUGGGCACUCACAUGCCCGGACAAGGAAGCUUUUAACUGUUGUCCUAGGCCGGCCAAUGAGUUGAGCAACAAGGGCAAUAUUCUGGAGGAAGUAGAAAAAGACAAUAAUCAUGCCUUUUUCCACAUUCAACAUCUCUCUUUGUGAGGUUUUAGGAGGUUUUUUUUUUUUUUGGUACUGAGUGCUUUCUAUAUCCAGAUUGGUAAACCAUAAUUAAAGGAUAAAGGGGUGGUAGUCAUGGCCGGAGUAUAAAU